Molecule: messenger RNA, 1846 nt
Organism: Electrophorus electricus (electric eel)
Lineage: Eukaryota; Metazoa; Chordata; Actinopteri; Gymnotiformes; Gymnotidae
Source: RefSeq, a predicted model, not a curated record
GCUGAGCAAGCCUCUUCAGCUUGUGAGUAAGAACAGCACUAUAUGAUCUAGUCUAAUCGUUCUGGUAAAUGGCAUUUCGGAUCUCGUCAGAUACAUUUGCGAGCCCGAUCGCUCCCUUGACAUUUGCGCUUGUGGAAAUCGCUGGUUGGAUGCUGAAAAGCAACGGAAGUCUUGGGCGGGCGUCCAUGAUAAGCUGCAAUACUAUAAUGGAUUUCUAAGAUACCGCGGACCUUUCAAGAAGCGAAAUGGACGAAAGGAAAUCAAUUUAGCCGCAGAGCAGCCAAACAGGCCGAAGUGUUCGGUGCUCCUUUUCUGUCUUUACGUUUUUUUUUUAAAUAUUUUGUUCUCAGAUUGUGGCUCACCAAAACCCAUCAAGACGGACGGGGUGGUGGAGCAUCGAGGAAAAAACCGGGGCAACAUGCGGGAGAGGGACUUCAUGCCCAAUAUGGAAAGGGGCAAACCAGCCACCUACACAGGGGACAAAAAAGCUAAGAUGGCUGCGAAGACCAACAAAAAGUGGGUAAGGCUAGCCACCGUUUUUGCGUAUGUUUUAUCUGUAUCCCUUGCGGCAAUAAUACUGGCUAUUUACUAUAGUCUAAUAUGGAAGCCCACGGUCGCUUCCCCUCCGGCUGGGAGACCCGGGGUGCCGGAUGAGGUCACAGAAACCACCAACAUCUCCACAAAUAUAUCGACGAGCAUUAACGGCACAAACACCAAUUUCACACAAAUAGACUUCAGUUUUAAUGUGACGACGUCGAAUUUCGCACAGAGCAAGCCCUCUCAACGGGACAGCAGGAACAAGAGAACGACUGAGCUUUCACCGGCGCUUCUGUCAGAAAACGGGCAUCCGCAACCCGGGGAUCUGUACGAAGCUGCUAUCAGUUACACAACUACUGAAAACGAGAGACAAGAUGCUGUUGGAAUAGGGUCUUCCAGGGACAACCACAGACACUUGACGCAUUACGGUGCCAGCGACAGCAUGUAUGAUCAAAACGCAGACACCGUUACGCAUCGUCGUGAUGCAAAAAGUGAAAAUCGCGAAUCCGUGAAAGCACUGGCGGAAGCCUUGCGUUUGUCCACGCAGGCUCAGCCGACGGCCCCCGCAGCCCCUGCCACAGACCAGCAUGGAGAGGACUAGAAAGGAUGGAAUGGGCUAACUGUUGGAUACACAGCAGGACGGGUCGCGACUUCUGAGGACGCGGAUGAUGUAAGCGCAUGUGGAAUAACAAACCUACAGGAUUGGUGCAUGGACACCAAGUUUAUGAUACUGCUUAGCAAAGGCUUGGAUAGUGUUCCACUCUUUAAAUAUUUCCAUGUAACAUAAACCGUCAAAAUGUAAUCUCUCAUUUAUUGUUUUGCCUUAUUAGACACAUGGCACCAAUUUUAUGUAUGCUACACUUGAAGUCAAAUCUAAUCAGCUGUAAUUGGCAUCAUAUGAAGCAUAAAAUUCUGAAAUCACGUUUAUGUGCUUGCAAAUUCUUAAAGAGUAUAGCUAAAUACAUGUAAGACGUAUUUAUUUGAAUUGCAAACAGAAAACAUUACGUUUUUAGGACAGAUUGUUUUUCUGCCAGGUUGUUAAAACGUAAAAGGAAAAGCAUUUACGUUGCAUUUUAACGGAUCACAUCCGUAUAGCCUACUAAUUAAUCGGGAUUCCUAAUUCAUAGGAACCCUUGUUGAGUUCUGCUCAGGUACGUGCAAAUAUUAAUGUAAAUGUAUUGUGUAUUUGGUAAUGUACAUAGGGCACACGCCCUGGCCUUGAACUUUCAGCAUAGAUACUUUUUACGAAAAUAAUGUAUCCUAGGUACAUAUAUCACCACAAAGGCUAAUAAACGCCCUUGUAAAAAUA